UGUGUGGGUGAUCAUCCACAGCGGUUUAUACCACAGUCAGGGAGACCUGAGACUUGUUGCCCUUUUAACCAAACCGGCAUCUCCAAUGGCUUGGGGUGUCUUCCUUUCCAGGCUGUUUUUCGUACUGCUUUCCAGCUUGCCUUCAGCAACAGACGGAGGUGUUAAGGCCAAGGAUCCAUGGCUCUUGCAACCCCAGUGGUCUGUUACGGUUGUCAUAGGAGAAGACCUUCGUCUGGAGUGUGAAGUGCCAGAUAAGCUUCCACCUGGUCCUGUGAAAUGGUUCUUGGGUGAAGGUCCUCAGCGGAAACUCAUCUAUGCAGAUGCCCAGACCGAUGAAAAGGAUGAAAGAAUAACAAGACGUUCUCCAAAUUCCAACACGGAUUUUACCAUCUUCAUCCGCAACGUUAGUCUGGAAGACACCGGGACUUACUACUGCGUGAAGAAGAAGCAAGACGGGUCGGGAACUAAGGAUUGGCUUAAAGGACAUGGGACUCAGGUGGUUGUGAAAGCUUCUAGAGAUUAUAACUGGAUCAUCCCAAUUGCUGCUGGGGUGUCUGGUUUCAUCCUGGUCAUUUUGCUCUUCACGGUGCUUUAUUUCUACUUGAAGAAGAAAAGAGGUCUAAGGAGCAGCACUAUAAGGUCUGACACCUCUUUACCACAAAAACAACCACCUUCUAAGCAGACUUCUGGGGAUAAAGAGAUUGUCUACGCUGACCUGAAGGACCCAAGAGGAUCGCGGAUUCCGAGGAAAAUCGAUCUGGAACGGCACUCGGAAUAUGCCACCAUUAAGGGACCACCAACUGGGGCUGCAGACAACGGGGCUUUUCACAGCCUGAGUCUUUGAACAUCAGACACGAAGCAGAAAUGGAGACGAGGUCUCGGCUGUUUCACACACAGAGCCGCAAACAUCGUUCGACAUUUUGCAUUUCUGAACCAAACGCAAACAGAACUUCGGAGUUUCGCUUGAUUCUGGACACUGAUGCUUGCCUGCCGUAAAGCAGGCACAUCAAAACGGCCUUAGAAAAAUACUGUAUGCCUAUAAAAUACAAAAAGAUGCAAAAUAUAAUGGACUAAAACAUACGAAGAACGUUUGCAGGAAUAGGGCAUGUCGGAUUUAAUGGAAAGAAGGUCCAGGAGUGACAUGAUAGCAGUCUUCCAAUAUUUGAGGGGCUGCCACAAAGAAGAAGGGGGGGGGGUGUCAACUUAUUUUCCAAAGCACCUGAAGAUAGGAUAACAAGCGACGGAUGGAAAAUAAUGAAAGAAAGAACCAACUUGGAAUUAAGAAAAAAAUUCCUGACAGCUAGAACAAUUAACCAGUGGAACAAACUGCCUCCAGAAGCGGUGAAUGUUCCAACACUGGAAGUUUUUUAAGAAGAGACUGGACAGCCGUUGGUCUGAAAUGGUACAGGGUUUCCUGCCUGAGCAGAGGGUUGGACUAGAUGAUCUCCAAGGUCCUUUCCAACUCAGUUGUUCUGUUAUCUGUUAAAGGGCACUGUUAUAGUUGGCAUAAAUUUGGGGGUGGGUGGGAAUUGAAAAAGGGUGCAAUAUAUUUAUUGGCAGAAAUAUAUACCAAAGCAUAGCCCAAUCUUAACAGGGCUAUAUAUUUCCACUUCCCAGAAAGUCCUCGACUUACGACAGUUGGGGCCAGACUCCCUGUUGCUAAGCAAGGCGGCUAUAGAGUUAAGAGUUGCCUUUGGCGAGAUGGGUGGCGUAGAGGUUUGACAAAUAAACGAACAAAGAAACAAAUAAGUCAUACCCAAUUUUCCUACCUUUCAGCCAGGGAGAUCACUGCAGUUGUUAAGUGAAUCACAUGGUCAUUAAGCAAAUCCUUCUUCCCCCCCCCCAGUGACUUUGCUCGUGGGAAGCCAGCUGAGAAGGUCUGAAGUGGUGAUCCCGUGAUUCCAGGACGCUGCCACCCGUCACAAAAUACAACUUGCUUGCCGAGUCCUUGAACUUGGAUCACAUAAUAGUGGGGAAGGCGGCAAGGGUCGUAAGUACGAGGAGUGGUCGUAACUCCCUUUCGUGCCGUCGAAAGCUUUGAAUGGUCACUAAAUGAACGGUCGUAAGUGGAGGAUGACGAGUAGGUGGAUACGUUGCUGAAGUCACUGGACAGACUUGGCGACGCUUUGAAAAGAUGCUCAGAAUUUAAUAAACAAAAGUUUAUCUCUGCCCGCUUGCGAAGCAGAGAUAAACAGAAAUUGCUCGUCAUUUCUUGACGAAAAAGCUCCUGCUCAUUAUAAAAAGCCGUGAACUCCAGGAAAGUUUCCUUCCAUCACUUCUUCUUUUCAUGUUUUCCUGCUACACGGCUGCUUUCCAUUUUCCGUUGAAUGGGAAAAUCUCAAAAGACGAGAGAAGGAAAGGAUGUGGUAAGGUGUGAAUGCUGUUUUUUUUCCUCUCUUUUGCCCGGAGGCUGUUUUUUACCACUCAGAUAUUACAUGGCAAGCGAGCCACUUAUGGAACAGCCCUGCUGGAUGGAUUAUGUUUAGAUACUAAAAGCAAGCAUCUGCAGUAAAUACACAGAGAGAUUGACCAGCUGAGUAACGCAGUCCUAGGCUGCAUUAACUGAGGGACAGAGUCAAGAUCAAGGAAAGAAGCAACCUAGAAUUAAGGAGAAACUUCCUGACAGUGAGGACAAUUAACC
Crotalus tigris (Tiger rattlesnake) is the source of this 2641-nucleotide messenger RNA. Its product is annotated as tyrosine-protein phosphatase non-receptor type substrate 1-like. Gene Ontology annotation, cellular component: plasma membrane. The record is from RefSeq and is a predicted model, not a curated record. The transcript is spliced from 6 exons. Lineage: Eukaryota; Metazoa; Chordata; Lepidosauria; Squamata; Viperidae. The coding region runs from base 86 to 844 and encodes 252 amino acids.